GUGGAAAAUAUUAUUUAAAAAAGUAGAAAGAGAGCUUAUAUAGAAUUUUAUCAGAUGGUAGGUGUUCUUAAUGAUUCCGAUAGCGAGGACGAGUUACCGCCAGGAUGGGAGGAAAGAACAACGUUAGACGGGAAUGUUUAUUACGUAAAUCAUUAUACGAAAGGUACGCAGUGGACGCAUCCUAGAACCGGUCGUAAGAAGAUUGUUGACGGAGAAUUACCACCUGGAUGGGAGAGAUGUAUAUCAGUUGAUGGUAAAGUGCUGUUUGUUGACCAUACAAAUCGUACAACAACCUACACCGAUCCACGCCUAGCAUUUGCUACUGAAUAUAGAGAGAUGUCUCAGCCAAUACGACAAAGAUUCGAUGGAAGUAGCACUGCUCUUGCAGUGUUGCAUGGCCGAGAUUUACGUAACAAAGUUGCUCUUGUUACAGGAGCCAAUACAGGAAUUGGAUAUGAAACAGCUAGAUCAUUAGCUUUACAUGGUUGUGAAGUGAUAUUAGCCUGUAGAAAUAUAGAAAAGGCUAAUGAAGCUAUAAAACGCAUUCAACAGGAAAAGGAGACUGCAAAUUGUGUGGCUUUAGAAAUGGAUUUAGCGUCAUUGCGUAGCGUGCGAGAAGCUGUCGAGCAGUUCAAGCAGAAAUUUAAAUCUCUCCACCUUCUCAUAUUAAACGCUGGUGUGUUUGGAUUAUCUUAUCAACUGACAAAAGAUGGUUAUGAAACGACAUUUCAAGUCAAUUACUUGUCACAGUUUUAUUUGACGCUUUUGUUGGAACAUACUAUACAGAAUUCCAACAAUCCUAGGAUCGUAAUAGUUUCUAGUGAAUCUCAUCGAUUUUCAAUGAUACGUACUCCAGAAGAUAUUCACCAAUCAACUUUAUCUCCAUCAGCGUAUAAAUUCUGGGCGAUAGGAGCGUACAACGAUUCAAAGCUCUGUAAUCUUCUAUUUGCACAAGAACUGGCACAAAAGUGGCCUUCUGUAAGCGUAUUUGCUUGCCAUCCUGGUAAUUUGGUGUCUACGUCCAUAUCGCGUCAGUGGUGGAUAUAUCGAUUGUUGUUCGCUUUAGUACGGCCGUUCACAAAAUCAGUGCAACAAGCAGCGAGUACAGUAGUAUUCUGUGCUACAGCGCCCGAGUUAGAGGGUGUGACAGGAGGCUAUUUCAACAACUGUUAUCGUUGUCAACCAUCGAAUGCGGCAUUAAAUCUUGCAUUAGCCGAGCGAUUGUGGACUCUCAGUCAGGACAUGAUAACAGAUUUUUUAAAAAGAAAUGGGGAUAAUCAUAAAGAUGAAUAAGAGAGAGAGAGAGAGAAAGAGAAAAAGAAA
Messenger RNA from Cataglyphis hispanica, 1323 nucleotides. RefSeq names its product WW domain-containing oxidoreductase-like (gene Wwox). The record is from RefSeq and is a predicted model, not a curated record. Lineage: Eukaryota; Metazoa; Arthropoda; Insecta; Hymenoptera; Formicidae. Bases 55 to 1293 code for a protein of 412 amino acids. Gene Ontology annotation, molecular function: protein binding. The transcript is spliced from 7 exons.